CGUCGCGCGAGCGAUACAGAGGCCGCGGAGGUGCCGGAAUGCGUUGAGCUUGUGCUAAAAUAUAAUAUAUUCAGGAUCCGCGCAGGGAAACCUGACAUCUGCACAUUUUCAGAAUCACACUGCACGUGAUAUUAGCCGGUGAAAAGGCUUCCACCCUUACAGUUUCAAAUUACGUUCAAUCAGAAUUACAGUCUGUGCUUCGUUCUGUCGCUCCACCUUACUCGGUUGCAACAGGUUAGUGUUGUGGCCUGCUGGUGACCCCAAACCGAUGUGACAAACGCUUGCUUCCAGCCGAUCGGGAAACUGGGUAAAGCCGCCAUGUCCCACAGAAAUUCCUACAGCUCCACGGCGAACCAGUCUCUCCUCCUUCCGGAGAGUCGUUUCAGCUCAGUCCUCCAGCUGGACCAGCCAUCUGGGCGUUCAUCCUCAAGCAUCGACCUGUCCAGAAUGGAAUCCCCAGAGGAUGAGCGGAGAAACGUAGUGCUCAGCACCCAGAGCGAAGCGGCUCGCAGGCAGGGCACCCAGCAGCUCAUCCCCAAGAACUUGGCCGUGAGCAGCCGGCCAAAAAACCGCCACCACACCACGGUGGUCACCCUCCCCGUCAGACUGCAGGUCACAGACGUCUCUUGGGAGGACUAUGACAGCGAUUCGGGUGAUGGCUUUUCGCUGAGGAGAAAUCGCAGGAAUAAGUCGUAUCGUGCUGCCGUCACUAGUUUGAAUCUUGACGCUUUGCCAAGUGAACUCCAAACAGAAAUGCUGACACCGGUCAGUGAUGAGAAGCCGGUCAACCGAAAGGAAGCGCAGAAAUCGGGGCGCAAGAGAACAUUGGGGAGAAACAGGAACAGGAAGCAUGCUGGCUCAUUUAAAGAUGAGCCACGGUUUUACCAGGAGAUCAAGGAGCGAGGCUUGAAUGCCAGCAACCUGAGCACAGAGGACGAUGAGUUCUCUCCCACCGAGCCUCCGGAGGAGGAUCAGAGCAUCGUGGUGAAGAACUACAGGGCAGCGUACAUGACAUGGAGUCAGCUGCCUCAGGUGAAAGAUUUGGGCAUUUUGGAUAUCAUCUCCCCUGAAGAACGCAAAAGACAAGAAGCCAUCUUUGAAAUCCUUACAUCGGAAUAUUCUUACCAGCACAGUUUAAGUAUCCUGGUGACUCAUUUUAAAGACAGUACAGAUUUGAAAAAGAUCAUGACAACAACAGAACACCAUCAUCUGUUCUCCAACAUAUCCGUCAUCCAGGACGUCAGCAAACGGUUUUUUGAGGAUCUGGAUGCACGUCACCAAAAACAUCCUGUCAUCAAGGACAUUAGUGAUAUAGUGAAUAAAUAUGCGACUCAACAUUUCGAGCCAUACAUUGUAUACUGCUCCAAUGAGACCUUCCAGCAGAGAACGCUCCAGAAACUGCAGUCAGGUAACAAUGCUUUUCGAGAAACUCUGAAGCGGAUUGAAGGCAGUGAAGCAUGUGGAGGUUUGCCCAUGAUCUCCUUCCUCAUCUUACCCAUGCAGAGAAUCACUCGGCUGCCACUUCUUUUGGAUACCAUCUGUCAGAAGACCCCUAAAGAGACCGCGGAGUACUUUGCUGCCUGUUGGGCUUUUAAAGCUAUCAGUAAGCUGGUGAAGUGCUGUAACGAUGGUGCACGGAAGAUGGAGCGGACGGAGCAGAUGUACACCAUCCAGCAACAGAUGGAGUUCGGCAAAAUCAAGCCUUUCCCGCUAGUGUCGUCAUCUCGCUGGCUGAAGAAGAGCGGUGAGCUGGCGGUAUACACUGAUGAUCUCAGCAUUUUCCGGAAGGCUAUCAGCAUUAAGAGCUACUAUCUGUUUCUCUUCAAUGAUGUGCUCAUCGUCACCAAGAAAAAGAGCGAGGAGAGUUAUGUUGUGUUGGACUAUGCCAUUGUGGACAAGGUUGUGAUGGAAACGGAAAUGACGGACUCCAAACUCAACCUGAAGCUGCUGAUGAAUCCCAACAACGAGCAGAUGAUUCUUGUGGCAGAAAGCAAGCUGGACAGAGCUCGAUGGGUCACUGCACUUCAUGAUGUCCAAAAAAGCAAGAGCAUCUCUAACGAUGACCUGCCUCAAUAUGAAGCUACUAAAGCAUAUAUGCCAAAAUCAUCAGAUGAGCUGAGCCUGCAGCAGGCAGAACUGGUCGUCGUUUUACAAGAAGUGGAAGGCUGGUGUCAUGGAGAACGGAUGAGAGAUGGAGAGAGGGGCUGGUUUCCUGCCAACUGUGCCACUCAGAUCACGAACCGCACAGCCAAGGAGAACAACAAACAGCGAAUGGAACGACUGCGCAAGGAGACCGACGUCUGAGCAGACUCAUGAUACACUGAAGGAGAUUGAGUUCUGUGUUUUUGUCUGUUUUAAACAAGCAUAAAUAGCAACUUGAAUUAGAACUGCAGACCUCACGAACUGUUAGUGCACAUCAAAUACCACACGUACUAGAGGAACUGUUUCUGGUUUUAUUUCAGCUUGCCUUUGUUAAAAUUCAUGUUUGGAUACAUAAAAAGUUAUUUAAAAAUGUCAAACUGACCAGAUAUCAAAUUACUCUUAAAAACCAUUUGGUGUAAAAACUUAAGACCGAUUUAGAAAAACAUCUGCUGUUUCCCCAAAAUUUUUUAGCUGUCACAUAAAAAUAAUGGAAAAAGAAAACAGGUCUGCAUAGAGUCUGCAGGCAAUUGGUGGUAAUCUGGUCGAAAUGCAUUUUUGCAAGCUUAGACGAUUGAAGUCAUAUGUUUCUUAUUGCUCAGAUCUUGGAUGUUUCUGCUUGACAAAACUGCAAAUGCAAACAAACAAAAAAAAAGGUUAGCAUGUUUAAAGUGACUCCUAAAAUCUAUUAAUCAGUAGCAUAAGCACAACAGUGUGCCAAACUGUCUGCUAAAUCAAAUCCACAGCAUUAUCAUCUCGCCUUUCAUCAAUGAAAAGUGCAAACUGAAGCUGAAACGCAUCCAUUAUUUACAGAGUCCAUCCCCUCCAAUUCUGCCUCCAUACAGUUGUGCACCGAUAACACAAUUCAAAUAAGCAAACUUUGGGAAAAUAACCAUACAUACCCCCCCCAAAAAAGCACAACCAAGUCAUAGCUCAUUCUAAAGUAAAUUUUGAAUAGAUUUUGUAGUUAGGAGAAACGAAAAAUACAAUUUUACAAUGUAAUGUAUACAACAAAAUGUUAAUUAUGAAAACGACGGCAAGGCAAAAUAAAAGCGUAAUGCUUAAGUUUUAUUUUCCUUUUAUUAAAAAACAAA
Molecule: messenger RNA, 3233 nt
Organism: Puntigrus tetrazona (Sumatra barb)
Lineage: Eukaryota; Metazoa; Chordata; Actinopteri; Cypriniformes; Cyprinidae
Gene: arhgef16
Product: Rho guanine nucleotide exchange factor (GEF) 16
Exons: 15
Coding region: 319-2304 (661 amino acids)
Biological process (GO): activation of GTPase activity
Molecular function (GO): protein binding; guanyl-nucleotide exchange factor activity
Source: RefSeq, a predicted model, not a curated record